UCUCACUUCCUCCGGCCCUCCCCUGUUCUUCUCGCGGCCCUUUGCUGCCCCUGUCUCGUCGUCCCUCUGCAGCCGUAUUUUAAACUCCCAGCAGUGAACCACCAUCGGUCAGGAUGGACUCCAGACCCCCCAACCUGCUGCUGCUUCUCACCGGCCUCCUGCACCUGUCCCCGUUGGCCAGAGGACAGGGAUCGUACAUUAUAGAUGGCGUCGGCCUCACAGUCCUACCCAGCAACACAGUUGAGAGCGGGACACCAGUGACCAUCCACUGCAGGGUCAGCGUCAGUAGCGAAAACCUCCCGAACCUGACGCACACUUUCCAGCUCAAACAGGACGACGUUCCCAUCCACACCACUAUCACCACAGAAAACAAAGUCGAGUACAAACUCAACCCGGCCAGGGCCGCCGACUCUGGAAGUUAUGAAUGUCUGGUCACGGUUAAAGACAAGAGCAAAAGAAGUUUCAUCCAAAAGCUCGACGUCACAGGCCUGCAGACCCCCGUCCUGUAUCUGAGUAAGAGGACCUUGUACAAGGGUGAUGACUUCAAAGCCACCUGCAGUGCUCCGGAUGAGAAAGGGUCCCUCAUAUUCAGUUUUUUCCAGAGAUUUGGAAACGAAGAGCCUCAGAAGAUGAAGCAGGUCGCAGCCACAGGUAACACAUCAGAGACCACGCUUGUCCUGAGACACGUCGGAGACUACUUCCUGUACUGCAACUAUGAGAUCAAUUUGGUUUCUGGGACCAGACACUCCAACCACAGCACUGAGAUUCAAGUGAUAGUCACAGAACUUCAAAUUUCCCCGAUCAUGAACGUGCUGCCAUCUCCUACCGUCUAUGAGGGUGACGUCAUAGAGGUCGUCUGCAAAGUGGUGAAUUCACUGCAAGACGUUAACGUGUUCCUGACGAGGGACCGGAGGAUCCUCAAGGAAGCCCUGGUCAGCCUCAAUCACCGUUUCACAGCGCAAGACGGCGACUCAGGGGAGCUUGUGUGUAAGGCAGAGUGGGGCAAUGUGCAGAAAGAAACCUAUCAACAAAUCAUAGUCAAAGAGCUGUUUUCAAAGCCACGCCUGACUAUGGAGCCUCUUGACAUAUUUGAGGGUGACCGCAUCAAACUGACCUGCUCUGUCACUGUUUACGUUCCUGAGCGGAUCAACCACAAAACCAUGGCGUUCACCAUCUACAAAGAUAACGUCGAGGUCAUCCGCUCAGAGACGUACACCACUGUGGCAGACGCGAGUAGAAAUGGCAACUACACCUGUAAAGCCCGGAGUUCUUAUCUUGCAGAACAUUUUGAAAAAGAGAGCCCAGCGCUUGUUGUUAAAGCAAAAGUUCUUCCUUCAAAGCCCGUGCUAAGCGUGGUGGGGGGUACGCUUGUAUUGGGAAAGCGCUUCCAGCUGCUCUGUCACAGUGACAUUGGCACUCUGCCCAUCAAGUACACCCUACAUGGCCUUCGAAAGGUAAUUGGAGAGAGGUGGGUGAGCAAACCGGGAGAACAAGCCCUCUUUAACCCACCAAUCAUCUUUAAGAGCUUGGAGUUAAACAACUUUAUAUGCCACGCAAGGAACAGUCAGAACCAUCCUCCCAUGGUGGGAUCAGUGCAGCAGCUAUUCGAUUCAACCAACGUCAUAGAGCCUGUGACAAUACCACAGUUUUCAAUAGACCCCAGCAUGGGGGACGUCUCGGAGGGGCAGGACUUGACCCUCACCUGCUCUGUCCAGAGUGGAAGUCCUCCCAUAACGUUCACCUGGUAUCACGCCGAGACAGCGGGCGCUCUUGCUUCAGAGAACUCAAACAAACGUGAGGAAUCGUACUUCAUACGCAAUGUCAUGCGAGAGCACAAAGGGGAUUACUACUGUGAGAUCACCAACCCAGCUAACGAAACCAAGCGGAGUUCCACUGUCAGCAUUAAAGUGAAGUUGGCCCACUGGAAGAAAGGUCUGAUUGCAGGCCUCUGCAUUCUGCUCGUACUGGCCUUGGUCCUCGUUGUCGCCCUUAAAACACGUCUCCUUGUAUGUGGGAGGAAGAGAACAGGCGAUCUGUCAGUGAAGUCAGCCGGCACCAAAGUAGAGCGGCUGAGUCUCACCCAGGCGGAGGUCAACGAGGCUGCAAAUGUUACACCGGGAAUUAUGGGGAAAAGUGUUUGGAGUGAACAUGUAUCAGGCUCUGAGUCCGAUGACCAGAUUAGUGAGCCUGCUACCGCACCUCAAUACACAGAAGUGAAUAUCGGCGAGGCAGAUCCUAAUAGAGCUCCGGUGAAGAAGGGCACGGACACGGUGUACAGCGAAGUGAGGAACUCCAUGCAAGGUGUCCCGGAUCAGACUGAUGGUCAGGGGUCAGUAGAAUAUGCGGAUCUGAAUCAUGAUACAGAUCGCCACCGUGACCAAGAUGUCCAGCAUGACCACGUGGACGGACCUGUCCAGCAAGACCACGUGGACGGACCUGUCCAGCAAGACCACGUGGACGGACCUGUUCAGCAUGACCACGUGGACGUACCUGUCAGUGUCGACGCCAACAUUGCUGACCAAGGAGAAUGAGACUGAAAACUGGGCAACAAGGAUAUUUAUUCCCUUAUUUAUCCAGCUGGAGUAAAUUGUUCUGAAACAACACUAAGAAACGACGUGUAGUUACACAAUGUACUUUAGUAAAGCUUUGCAAAGAAACACUCCACCCUGUAAAUUCACCUGCUUUGCUCUGGAGGGCAAAUAAAAUGUUUUUGUAAA
Messenger RNA from Hippoglossus stenolepis (Pacific halibut), 2717 nucleotides. RefSeq names its product platelet and endothelial cell adhesion molecule 1a (gene pecam1a). Gene Ontology annotation, molecular function: transmembrane signaling receptor activity. The record is from RefSeq and is a predicted model, not a curated record. NCBI's taxonomy places the organism in Eukaryota, Metazoa, Chordata, Actinopteri, Pleuronectiformes, Pleuronectidae. Bases 114 to 2531 code for a protein of 805 amino acids. Gene Ontology annotation, biological process: cell surface receptor signaling pathway. The transcript has 15 exons.